This is a messenger RNA of Poeciliopsis prolifica (blackstripe livebearer), 2172 nucleotides long. It is a transcript of the gene pgp, whose product is annotated as phosphoglycolate phosphatase. Gene Ontology annotation, molecular function: sn-glycerol 3-phosphatase activity. The transcript is spliced from 2 exons. The record is from RefSeq and is a predicted model, not a curated record. Gene Ontology annotation, cellular component: cytoplasm. NCBI's taxonomy places the organism in Eukaryota, Metazoa, Chordata, Actinopteri, Cyprinodontiformes, Poeciliidae. Bases 151 to 1089 code for a protein of 312 amino acids.
UCUCGCCGGAAAUGACCGUUGUUUCUUCCGGAAGUAGGCGGGUCUUGUAGCUCUUUAAGCUGCUUCCCCUUUAAGCCGGUGCGGAAGCGGUCGGCAGGUCUCUGCAUCGCGGCGGAAGGUCGGGCGGUCUGUAGCGGCCGGAGCGCCUCCAUGUCCGGGCCCCAGUGCGAGCGGCUCGCCGGGCCGCUGGUCCGCCAGCUGCUGGACUCCGUGGACAGCCUGCUGUUCGACUGCGACGGGGUGAUCUGGCGCGGGGACCAGGCCGUGCCCGGGGCCGCGCGGGUCAUCAGCCUGCUCAAGCAGCGCGGAAAGAAGGUCUUCUUCGUCACCAACAACAGCACCAAGACCCGCGACAUGUACGCCGCCAAGCUGGCCUCGCUGGGCUUCGACGCCGCGCCGGACGAGGUGUUCGGAACCGCGUUCUGCUGCGCCGCCUACCUGCGGUCGGAGUGCGGCCUGCGGGGGAAGGUCUACCUGGUGGGCAGCGACGCCAUGCGGCAGGAGCUGGAGGCCGUGGGCAUCCGGGCGGAAGGCGUGGGGCCGGACCCGGUGUGCGGGAAGCAGCUGGACUGGGCCGGCGUGCCUCUGGACCCGGAGGUCCAGGCGGUGGUGGUCGGGUUCGACGAACACUUCAGCUACAUGAAGCUGAACCGAGCCAUGCAGUACCUGACCCAGAAGGACUGCCUGUUUGUCGGAACCAACCGGGACACCAGGCUGCCUCUGGAGGGCGGGAAGGCGGUACCAGGUACGGGCUGCCUGCUGCAGGCCGUGGAAACGGCCGCCCAGCGCCAGGCCCAGACGGUGGGCAAACCCAGCCGCUUCAUGUUCGAGUGCGUGGCGCGGCGGUUCGGCGUGCGGCCGGAGCGCUGCCUGAUGGUCGGCGACCGGCUGGACACUGACAUCCUGCUGGGCUCCGCCUGCGGCCUGAAGACGCUGCUGACCCUGACCGGGGUCAACACUGUCGCCGAGGCCGCCGCCCACCGCGACAGCGGCAGCGCCGAGCGCCGCGCCAUGGUGCCCGACUAUUACGUGGAGAGCAUCGCCGACCUGCUGCCGGCGCUGCAGGGAGAAGACGAGCCGUCGCUCUGAAGGGAAGAUCUGAUCACUUGGCCUAAAGCUGCAGAUGAAACGUUAAUAAAGAUGAAUGUUUAUUGCCAUGUUGGGACAGCUCCUCUGCUUUCUCCCUGUGCUAACAAACAACCAAUCAGAGGCAGGGGGUGGGGCUUAGCGCAGUCAAUCAUGACCUUUUCUCUGUUAUACUAGCACAGAAUGCUAAGGCUGGUUAGCAUUCUAACUAGGGAGAAAGGUUAGGGUUAGGAUAACAGUGCAUAAACAGUUUUUCUGUAUUUGGCAGCAGUACAUGAGGAUGAUUGACAGCGCUAAGCCCCGCCCCCUGCCUCUGAUUGGUGGUUGUUGGUUCAUUUCUUCAGAGCAGCUGGAGAUCCGUCUGUCCACUGACCAUCUGCCUCAUUAAACUGAUGCUGACAGUUUUCCUAACAUGUAAAACUUACUGCAGCUUUAAAUGGAGCCACAGCUGCAGGAAGAAUAAAUUCAGGCUGUUCUUAAUGCUUUGACUAGGCCAUUGCUAUGAUGGGAUUGUUUCUGUUUCAGUUCAUGCAGCUUUAAGGAAGCGCUUUGUCUGCAUCCUGUCUGUGAUGUCAUUUCCUGUUGAGCAUCGCCAUGUUCAGCCUGCAGCUGUUGGUUCUGAAACAGGGGUGUCCAAAGGGCGGCGCGGGGGCCAUUUACGGCCCUGGACUGAUUGUUUUUGUGGCCACGACUCUAAUUAGAGAUAAAAGGUGGUCGGUGCAGAUGGAGGAUUUUGUUUUUAUUAAAAAUUGGGGCAAAAUUAUUACAGCCACAUUGAAAUCUUACAAUAGAAAAUAUUGAUCCCAGAUCAUAAGAGCUGCUUCUGAUCACUUCAUUAAACUUGUUUUUACUUUUCAAUUAAAUUCACAAAAAUAUUUUUCUGCUCAUAAAUUCUCAAAUUUCGAGGUGAACCUGUUUAGAUCGACGACUAUUUCCACAUUUUCCAGUUGAACAUUUGACUGAUUUAAUCCAGCGGUUUGUUGUUCAGUGGAUUAAAGGCUCAGAUUUUAGUUCCUCAGUUUGGAGCCUUCAGUUUAUUACUGUUUCAUUAUCAACACAAUAAAACCUUAUUUUCUGAUAAAAACA